Messenger RNA from Clupea harengus (Atlantic herring), 2463 nucleotides. RefSeq names its product E3 ubiquitin-protein ligase TRIM39. Gene Ontology annotation, molecular function: zinc ion binding; protein binding. The record is from RefSeq and is a predicted model, not a curated record. The transcript is spliced from 7 exons. Lineage: Eukaryota; Metazoa; Chordata; Actinopteri; Clupeiformes; Clupeidae. The coding region runs from base 130 to 2112 and encodes 660 amino acids.
CUGUGUUGGCAUGUGUGUCGAAGUGUCUGCAGUGCAGGGUGACUGUGCUCUCUGCUUGGUAUAAUUUUUUAUCUGAAAUCCUGCCCAAUUAGUGACUGCACACUGUGCUCACGUUGACUUGAGAGCUCUAUGCCACUUGCAUGGCUGGGAGUGAACAGACAUCCUGCACAUCUUUCUCCUUCAGACAUGGCCUCCCAUACCAACAUGCUGGCGGAGGAGCAGGUGCACUGCUCCAUCUGCCUGGACGUGUUCACAAACCCCGUCUCCAUUCCGUGUGGUCACAACUUCUGUGUAGGGUGCAUCCGCGGCUACUGGCGCACCAGCGUCCUCUACCAGUGCCCCAUGUGCAAGAAGACCUUCUACAAGCAGCCCGACACCAGCAUCAACACCGUGCUCCGGGAGAUCGCCGAGCAGUUCAAGGACGUGCGCCGCAAGAACAACCAGCUGCUGAAGCAGCAGCAGCAGAAAGAGCUGGAGGACCAGCAGCUGCAGAAGAAGGAACAACAAAAGCAAGAACAACAACAACAACAACAACAACCAAAACAACAGCCUCAAGUGCAUCAACUGGAACCACAACAGCAAGAAAAACAGCAGCCACAACAACAUCAACAACAACAGGUGCCGCAGCAAAAGAAGAAGCAGCAAGCGGAGGAAGAGAAGCUGGACCUGCGGCCCCCGCCCCCACCCCCGCCUCCCCCUGCCCCCGAGGAAGUGCUGGCGGACAUGCCGGCGCUGCUGCCGCCGCCCUGGGCGGAGGAGGUGUCGUGCGACGUGUGCUCGGGCAUGCGCCUGCGGGCGGUCAAGUCGUGCCUGGUGUGCCUGACGUCGUACUGCGAGGAGCACAUCAAGUCGCACGUGGCCCGCUUCACCAAGCACAAGCUGAUCGAGCCCGUGGCCAACCUGGAGGAGCGCAUGUGCACCAAGCACGAGCGGCUGCUGGAGCUCUUCUGCAAGAAGGACCAGACCAUCGUCUGUGUGCUCUGCACCGAGAUGGACCACCGCUCACACUACACUAUACCGGUGGAGCGGGAGUGGGCCGAGAGGAAGACCCACCUGAAGAAGACGGCCACUGAGGUGCACGAGAUGAUCCAGAGUAGACAGAAGAAGGUGGAGGAGAUCAAGCGCUCUGUGGAGCUAAACAAAUCCAGCGCGCUGCGUGAAAUCGAGGACAGCAUGCAGGUGUUCUCAGAGCUGGUGCGGGCGGUGCAGCGGGCCCAGGCGGAGCUGGUGCUGGCCAUCGAGGAGAGGCAGAGGGAAACGGAGCGCUGGGCCCAGGGCCUCAUUGCCGAGCUGGAGAAGGAGAUCGCCGACCUGCGCAAGAGGAACACUGACCUAGGGCACCUGGACCGCACGGAAGACCACAUUCACUUCUUACAGAAAUUCCCAGCACUUUGCACACACCCACCCACUAAAGACUGGUCUGGGACCAGUGUACACACUGAGCAGUGUGUGGGGGCCAUCAGGCGGGCCGUGACAAGCUUAGAAGACACACUGGAGGAGGAGAUAGAGAAACUGGCAGCAAAUGAACUAAAAAGAGUCCAGCAGUAUUCAGUCGACUUGACCCUUGACCCCGACACGGCCAACCCGUGGCUGCAGCUGUCCGAGGACUGCCGCCAGCUGCGCCACCUUGGCUCGUGGCAGGACCUGCCCGACUCGCCCGGGCGCUUCGACACGGUGGUGAUCGCCCUGGCCCGCGAGCCCAUCGCCAGCGGCCGGCGCUACUGGGAGGUGCAGGUGGGCGACAAGGACGACUGGUACCUGGGCGUGGCGCGCGCCUCCGUCAACCGCAAGGGCCGCAUCGGCGUCAGCACCGCGCACGGCUACUGGGCUCUGGCCAUGAAGAAGGGAGGCGAGUAUCGAGUCUCGUCCACCCCGCCCUUGCUCCUCGCCCUGCCCACCAAGCUCAAGCGCGUGGGGGUGUACGUGGACUUCGAGGAGGGGCAGGUCUCCUUCUACGACGUCCUGGGACGCACCCACCUCCACACCUUCCUGGACAGCUUUCAAGAGAGGAUUUACCCCUUCUUUUACCUGUACUGCUGCGACAAGGCCUCCGACACCAUGGCCAUCAGCCCCCUCAGUGACAAGGCUCUCAUUAAACAGUGUUUGGAGUGACGCUUGUGACCGUGGCCGCAUUGAGAUGUGUGCUCUCUGUACUUAAUGAUUGAAGUUGUUUUAUCUUUAUAUUUAUGCUAUUUCAUAAAGGUUUUUUUUGUUUCUUAAGUAGAAAUGACAAUUUGACAAUUGAUUUGUUUGAAAUUCUGUUUUCACUACCAGGCAUGGAUUAACAGCAGUAUGUAUAAUCAAUCUUGAAAUAAUUUAGAUGGUUUCAGAUUUUGUAACUAGAAUUAACAAGCUUUUGAUCCAGUCAGCAGCUAUAUUCACAUUGGAAUAAGUCUUUGUUUAUGUUUAUGUACAACGAAAGAGAUGUACUGUAACCAGGAAUAAAUGCAGUUCAAGUCUGAA